AUGACCUUGAACACACAGAAAAGCAACAAACCUGCUCAACAUUGCCAGAUCCGUGCAGUUUACGACGACGAUACGAUCACAGUCUAUCAAGCCUACAACUCUGGGAUAGCUACUGCUGCAGUCGAGGCUCAAAGAUUAGACGCAAGUCCGCUUUUCAAGCCAGCACGUAUGACGUGGAUCAAGCCCAGCUGGAACUGGAUGAUGUAUAGGUGUGGGUAUAGUUACAAGGAUAGCAACCAGAACAACGUGCUUGCUUUGAAGGUCAAGCGGGAGUUCUUCGAGGAGUUAUGA
Messenger RNA from Lithohypha guttulata, 291 nucleotides. RefSeq lists its product as uncharacterized. The record is from RefSeq and is a predicted model, not a curated record. The coding region runs from base 1 to 291 and encodes 96 amino acids. Lineage: Eukaryota; Fungi; Ascomycota; Eurotiomycetes; Chaetothyriales; Trichomeriaceae. The transcript has a single exon.